ACAACACUAUUUCCGCUACGGUAGCCGAUACACUGACGUCCAUUUUGCUCGUUUGUUGGUGCGAGCGUCCUUGAUUUAUGAGCUACCUUUAUAGCCUGCUCAUCGAAGUUUGAAUAAUGGAGGGAGCACCAGGAGGUGGUAGAGGUAGUUUUCGAGGCCGUGGAGGCCCGGGUGGAGUAAUGAGGGGACGCGGCGGUUUUGGAGAGAGAGGAAGAGGUGGUCCUCCUCGAGGUGGUAGCAUGAUGCGUGGUGGACGAGGUAACGGGCCUGGCGGGAGAGGAGGUCCUCCAAUGAGAGGCCGAGGUGGUCCUCCUGGCAGAGGUGGACGAGGUGGACAUUUUCCUCCAGGAAGUUUGUCCUUAGGAAUGGGUGGUCCUCCACGAGGAGGUGGCGGUAGGGGUGGUGGUAGUAAUAGCUUCCGUAGCAGAGGCAGAGGCGACUUCGGCAGGGGAGAUAGCCGCGGAGGUAGCAACAACUUCCGAGGUCGCGGCAUGGAUAGAGGUAGAGGAGGAUCUAGAGGAGGAUCAAGCAGAGGUGGACCCAGCCGUGGUGGCUUUGAUCGUGGUGGUCGGGGGACUGGUGGUGGACGUGGCGGUCCUACGAAACGAGGAGGAGGUCCACCUAGCUCGAGUGGACCUUCCAAAAGGCCGCGUUUUGAUCAGCCGUCUUCCCAACCAUCUAAUGGUUACGCCACUCAACCUCCUAGCCAAGGUUACGGAGGUUCAAGUAACGCUUACAGCAGCCAACAACCGCAGCAACAACAGUCCGUAGGAUACGGUAGCGGUGGCUAUGGCUCACAACAAGGCUACACGCAGUCUUAUCAGGGCUAUGAGAGUUAUCAGCAGCCUCAGGAUUACGGACAAACGGGUUAUCCACCGUCCGCAGCAGAUAGCAGAUAUGGCGGGGCGUCAUCGGUUCCAGCUGCAGGAUUCGGCGCUAACGAUCCGUACAGUUACGGCAAAGCUCCGCCGUCAGCCGAUUACCAGCAGGAGGCAGUGUCAUCCGCGGGACCGGGGGGCGGGGCCGGUUAUGUCUCAGCUAACCCAUAUGACGACCGAUCUAAUGCCAACAUAAUCAACCGGGGUUAUUCGACGCAACCUUAUGAUUAUCCGAGUCAGGACGGUGUUUAUGGGAAACAGGACUAUGCACGAGAAACAGAGAAAAAGUGGACGAGAAACACGCAAAAAACCAGCAACUGCCCUAGGAAGACAAGCUAAUCAAAAAGACU
This is a messenger RNA of Acromyrmex echinatior (Panamanian leafcutter ant), 1228 nucleotides long. RefSeq lists its product as uncharacterized. Lineage: Eukaryota; Metazoa; Arthropoda; Insecta; Hymenoptera; Formicidae. The record is from RefSeq and is a predicted model, not a curated record.